AUGGUCAUACCGCGCAUCAAAGCGGUAUGGCCAUCAGGCAAGCGGGUCGUGCUGCAACAGGAUAACGCCAAACCGCACGUCACGGUUGAUGACCCCGAAGUGCACUCUGCGUGCUCAGCUGGCGGCUGGGAUAUGAAGCUUACCGCGCAACCAGCCAAUUCACCGGAUUUCAAUGCGAAUGAUCUCGGUCAACAACGUGGACGACGCUUUCGCUAA
Molecule: messenger RNA, 216 nt
Organism: Plasmopara halstedii
Lineage: Eukaryota; Oomycota; Peronosporomycetes; Peronosporales; Peronosporaceae
Exons: 2
Coding region: 1-216 (71 amino acids)
Molecular function (GO): nucleic acid binding
Source: RefSeq, a predicted model, not a curated record